Bursaphelenchus xylophilus (pine wood nematode) is the source of this 3889-nucleotide messenger RNA. The record is from the annotation of a GenBank genome assembly. Lineage: Eukaryota; Metazoa; Nematoda; Chromadorea; Rhabditida; Aphelenchoididae.
AUGUACAGUGAGGGAAAUUGGCAAUACUUGGGUCUACAUCUGAUAGAUCGGUUAACUUUGGCUUUACAAAGGGCUUGCCGUCGUCGACGGUAUACAAUUAGCAAGGUUUACUCAUUUUCGGAGACCAAUUGUAAGAAGAAGUUGGGUCUUAUGGAAAAGAAACUUUUUUCGAGACGGGUUCUUGAUAAGGUCAUUUAUAAUCAACGAAGGUCUCCUUGAAUGUUUUUGCUAACGUUGUGAGGUCAUCUGUGCUCUGUUUAUUUCUCUUUUUAUUAUAAAAUUUGAUUCCUGGAUUAGACAAAAUUUAUGUUGACGUCCUAUUAGUCAACUUCUUGUCGUCUUAUUUAUAUCUGUUGAGUUUCGCAUCUUUUUAUUUUUUGAUGAUCUUUUCUUUGAUCUAAUUCAAUAUGUGAAUUGCCCUAAAAAAUGUUUAGGGCAAUCUCUAGCCAAGUCUAAGACACGUGGUCUUUAAUUAAAAUGACUUCUAAUCAGAGAAUAAAGACGACGUAAAGUUGUGAUUCAUAUCUUUAGAGACUCAAUUUAUUGAUACGCAAUACGAAAGUCAAAUGAUCAACAAAGAAAAAGACGGCGUGACUAUUGAAGGUCACAAACGUCAUUAUUGAGGAUUAAUUAUAAUGGGAGAUUGAUUAUGCACGUUAUAUUUCAUAUGUAAAUAAUAUGUAUACCGUAGAUGUUUAUAUGUGAUGUACUGUAGAUGUUUUUGUAACAUAUAGAUUUUUCAAUGUUGACUUCUGUAGAAAGUUGUUUCUAUAAUUGUUCUAAAGCGACGAUAAAUUAAAGGUUCUGCAGGUAUAUUCGUUUGUAUGACCCCAUGACCUCCCUUCAUUAUUCACGCCCUCGGGCUACUCUCUAGAUUUGUUUCCGGGAGGUCUCUCGUUUUGAGCCGGGAUUCCCCUGCUUUAAUGCCGGGAAAGCCCAAAAAAAGUGGCAUGUGUCUAGGUGGGGUCGAUGCACGUGAUCUGUCAUUAAAUUCGGGUCUUAUCAGUGAAUAAAAAAUGGGGGAAUGAUUUGGGUCUGGUUCGUAUCUUAAAAAAAAACCAAAAAUCUUUGAUACAGAAUACGAAGUCAGAUUGUAUGGACAGACACAUAAACAGACCAAACCGAAGAUGAUCUAAGGGUUGGAGAACACAAAACUUACAUCCAUAAAGUGGGUGGUGUUUGAGAUUGAUCUCGAACUAACAGCGGAUUAAAAAAGCAAACUUUUAUUUGCAUCUGAAAUCAUGGAUAAUUUAAAAGUAGAAAACAGAUCAGUAGUUUGCUGAUUGGAAUGGAAUAAACGUUUAUGAUGGUCUAGGAUGCCUUAGGUUUCUAUACAAAUAUUUUGGAAUUUUAACAAAGCUUUUGAAAUUACCAAUUUUCUGCUUGAGAUCUCAUGUCAUGGAUAAUAUAGAGAAUGACGCAAUAGAUGAUAAAAUAGCAAUAAAGGAUGUUAAAUUUUCUUCUAUCGCUGCAUUAUGUACCUUGAGAGAAACUGGACAACGCACACAGGGUAGAAAACUCGAAAAAAUCAAGUCCAAUAUCAGAUAGGGUGACAUAGCAAUAAGUGUAAUAUUUUCUCAGAAUUUUCUCGAAUCCACUCAAAAUCCUUAUCAAUCCCACCACCGAUCUUUGCAGUCCCCAUAAAAGUCUUCCGACCUUCCUCUUCACUGUUUUUGUUUGUAUACGUGAAUUUCCAAAAAGCAAGUACGAACUUCUAGUAUAAUAUUUUUGAUUGCUCUUGCUCUCCCCGCUACUACGUCUACGUAAUUCCCUUGCUUUUUGUUUGGUUUUGCAAACACACGUUGUUUUUUUGUUAUUUAUAGGUACGGUGUCCAGUUAAAAUACGUUCGCCUUGCGGUGAUCCGACGUGAGAAAUGGAGAAAAAAAUGUUGAGAAAUGGGAAGGGAAUACUUAAAGUAUCGGUAAUCCAAAGGAAUUGUUAGUUUGACAACAUUCGGUGUUCUGGAGAAGGUACAUCUACAACUUUAUACGGUAAGUUAUUUUAUUUUUGGUGUACUCUGUCUGAAGAUACUCAAGGCUAAGGUCAGAGGGGGAAAUGAUCGCAUUUUCUACACGUUUGGUCGACUAUGACCAGACGUAUGCAAAGCUCCAAAAUUUUUGAAGAAAAAAAAUUAAGGUAAUAUAUUGUAGUACUAUAGAGGCUAAUAGACCAGAAUCAAAUGUUACUAUGAAUUAAUUUAAAUAAUUACUUUUCCAUUUACUUUCUUCUGUAACUAAACUUGAUAUUCAGGUCAAGAUGAUGCUCAGAGAAUGGUGGUUAACCGGGCUUAAAACAGCUAAGGACAAGAGACAUCGGUUUUUCAUGCAGUCUGUUGCGUAAGUGGUUCUCAUCAUAUCUUUACGUGCUUUGGGAUCACUUUUCUGCUAAUGACUGCUACAAAGUCAUCCUGGACUUGUUCCGGCGUUAAAGGCUUUCCAGUCAUUCCCGAAUAUAUCCAAUUCGUAUCGGCAGAUCAAUCAAACCGGCCUUUAAAGCCGUUAGAGCCUGUUCUUGAUCCCUUUAGAAGAAAAGCCCCUAGGCCGUUUGCUUCUAAAGGCCCACGGAUCCCUUUAGAAGAAGUUGGCAGCUGUUUGCCCACUCUCCCAAAUAUGUGGGGGCUUCCCUUUUGCCCUGAGGCGAUCUUCACAGGUGUUUCCUUUAGGGCCUCGAGGGGCGGGGCCCGGACUACUUUAUAAGCGGAAUACUCGUUAUCGUCGCUCAAGAAUCGUCUUCUUCAGACCUCAGCCCAAGCAAUCGGUUGCCAUGAGACUUGCCAGACUUGCCAACGAAGUAGUUCAACGGACAAAGUGAGUUGAAUAUUAAUUUAGAAAAAAUUCAUGUAUGCAUAAAGUAUAAGGUCAUUUCAAGACAUAGUUUUGUUAAAAAGUAAUUGUAAACUAGCUAAAUAGUCUCUAAUUUAAUCUCGUUUCAGACCCGCUCCAGAUUACCGUCAAAUCUCGAAGAAAGUAAUCUGCAUUGGCCGCAAUUACCAAGAUGGGAAAGCCCCGCCCGCUGAACCGAUUGUGUUCAUGAAACCGUCAAGCUCCAUCAUCUCCAACAAACAGAACAUAAGGGUGCCUGAGGGCUGCGGGAAGUUGGUUCAUGAAGUCGAAUUGGGAGUUGUGAUUGGAAAGCCUGCGAGAUUUGUGAAGAAAGAAGAUGCCUAUGAACAUGUUGCUGGCUACACGCUGGCGUUGGACAUGACGGCAAGGGAUGUGCUGGUAGGUAGAGGAAAUGCCACUAUAUUGAAAUUAUAUAUUGCGCCGCUCGCGGAGAACACAAUUCAAAGAAAAUUUUUAAUGAAAUUGUGAGAUAUUUGUAAAUUCAAAAAAGGAUGACAGUCCGUAAAUAAUGCCAAGAUUGGCGUGAAAUUUUACAGGCUACAUGAGGCAUAGAUAGUCUUCUUAAAUUUAAGGUCGAAAAGUUUAGGUAGAACCGAAAAAUUGGAACCUCAUUGUCAGACAUGCUCCUUUGCAUUGAUAGUCAACUUUUGAUACAAAAACAAUAAAUAAGCUAUACGUAGACACACCAAUAUAAACUCAUUUUCAGGACAAACUAAUCGAGAACGGGCAUCCCUGGUUCCUGGCCAAGGCCUUCGACACUGGCUGUGCACUGCAUGGAUUCAUCGAGAAGUCGGACAUCCCCGAUCCCCAUCAACUCGAGCUACAAUGUGCUGUGAAUGGAGAGCCCCGACAAUGUGAGAGGACCUCCGAAAUGUUCUUCGACAUCCCCACUUUGAUCGAAUUCACCAGCCAAUUCAUGACUUUGGAACCGGGAGAUUUGAUUCUAACGGGAACCCCGCCUGGAGUCUCCCCGUGCAAACCGGGGGACAAGAUUGACGCGGCCAUUUCGGGGCAUUUGGCCACAUCCUUUAAUGUUAUUUCAUAA